AUGAAAAUUGAUCAUCAGAAUUUCUCACCAUGCAACGGAGAGUUGCCUCCGCUUUGUGCCAAUUUGAUUGAAACUAUCAAAAAUGCAACCACAGUGGAACGAUUCAUUGAGGAGUUGAAUCGCGCAAGAGAUCUCCAAGCAGUCUUAGGAAAAACGGAACUGUCACGAUGGGCAGACGUGCUAAAUCGUUGUGAUGAAAUUUUAGAAGAUGCGACUGUAAUACAGAAUUACGAAAUGAAAGUUGAUAAAUGCCCAGUUACGAAAUACAACACAAUUUCCAUCUUGCGCUUCACUGGUCUUCUUUUCGAUUGCACUUCAACUAGAAGGAUAUAUGCCAGCACAGACGUAUGA
Molecule: messenger RNA, 351 nt
Organism: Strongylus vulgaris
Lineage: Eukaryota; Metazoa; Nematoda; Chromadorea; Rhabditida; Strongylidae
Source: the annotation of a GenBank genome assembly